Messenger RNA from Helobdella robusta, 1110 nucleotides. RefSeq lists its product as hypothetical. Lineage: Eukaryota; Metazoa; Annelida; Clitellata; Rhynchobdellida; Glossiphoniidae. The coding region runs from base 1 to 1110 and encodes 369 amino acids. Gene Ontology annotation, cellular component: cAMP-dependent protein kinase complex. Gene Ontology annotation, biological process: regulation of protein phosphorylation. Gene Ontology annotation, molecular function: cAMP-dependent protein kinase regulator activity. The record is from RefSeq and is a predicted model, not a curated record. The transcript is spliced from 10 exons.
AUGGACCCAGAGCCAGUUGAGAACAGCAAUAUGAAGGAGAUUGAGAACUACAUUCGAAGCCACGAUAUCCAGCAAUUACUGAAGGAUAGCAUCAUCCAACUCUGCCUGCAUCGGCCAGAAAAUCCUUUCGCAUUUCUUAGACAACAUUUUGAGAAACUAGACAGGGUGGCAGGGGCGUCCACUGUUGUCAAGGAGGAGGAGAGGGAGGCCUCGCCUACCCCACAGGCGGCUGCCCCCAAGAAGAGGAGUAGGAGGGGGGCAGUCAGUGCUGAGGUCUACACUGAAGAGGAUGCUGCUUCGUACGUCAAGAAGGUAGUGCCGAAAGACUACAAAACCAUGGCUGCACUGUCAAAAGCAAUAGCCAGGAAUGUUCUCUUCUCCCAUUUAGACGAUGCCGAGAGAAGUGACAUAUUUGAUGCCAUGUUUUCCGUGAACAGACAUGCCGGAGAAAUUAUCAUACAACAAGGUGACGAAGGCGAUAACUUCUAUGUGAUUGAUCAUGGAGAAGUUGAUAUCUACGUUAACAACGACUACAUAAGUACGAUUGGCGAGGGAGGUAGUUUCGGAGAACUUGCUCUGAUCUAUGGAACGCCAAGGGCGGCCACCGUCAAGGCAAAAAGUGACUGCAAUCUCUGGGGCAUUGAUAGGGAUAGCUAUAGAAGGAUUCUUAUGGGUAGUACAAUCCGUAAGAGGAAGAUGUACGAAGAGUUCCUCAGUAAGGUCUCCAUACUUGAAAACUUGGACAAGUGGGAGAGAUUGACGGUGGCAGAUGCUUUGGAGCCAGUGCAGUUCGAAGAUGGUGCCGUCAUCGUUAGGCAGGGCGAUGCUGGUGAUGAUUUCUUCAUCAUCGUCGAGGGUGCAGCAACGGUUCUUCAGAAGAGGGCAGAAAAUGAAGAACCCGUGGAAGUUGGACAGCUCGGUCCGUCUGAUUACUUCGGUGAAAUAGCCCUGUUAUUGGAUAGACCCCGUGCGGCUACUGUUGUGGCUCAUGGCCCCCUCAAGUGUGUGAAGAUGGAUAGAUCGAGGUUCGAGAGAGUUCUCGGCCCGUGCUCUGAUAUCCUCAAGCGUAAUAUCGCUCAGUACAACAGCUACGUCUCCUUGUCCGUCUAG